Molecule: messenger RNA, 5461 nt
Organism: Drosophila bipectinata
Lineage: Eukaryota; Metazoa; Arthropoda; Insecta; Diptera; Drosophilidae
Gene: Syt1
Product: Synaptotagmin 1
Biological process (GO): synaptic vesicle endocytosis; calcium ion-regulated exocytosis of neurotransmitter; regulation of calcium ion-dependent exocytosis
Cellular component (GO): dense core granule; plasma membrane; synaptic vesicle membrane
Molecular function (GO): clathrin binding; syntaxin binding; phosphatidylserine binding
Source: RefSeq, a predicted model, not a curated record
GCCAAAACGCGAAUGAACAUCGACCGUGGAAGUUGACUGCUGAAGUACAAAGCGCUAGGCUGAAGGUACCCGGAAUUCAUGUGAGUCUAGCGAGCCGCGGCCUCACUAGCCAAGCCAGCCACACGACCAAAAAAGUCAGCAGGAGCAAAAGCAUACUGCCCUCGAGACACACACACACGAAACAGUCCGUUGGGACCCACAUCUUCAUCCUUCCUGGUCCCGCAAUCACGCUUCGUUUACCUCUGCUCUCCUAUACAACUAAUAAAGCCGAUAACAACAGAAAAGACACGCGAACAUUCGCGGAGGCUGCGAAUAUUGGCCACAUUGUGUGAUUAAAGCAAAAACCACAAAGCAACAAAAUGCCGCCAAAUUCUAAGUCCGAAACAGACGCCCAACCGGCAGCGGAACCAGCGCCAGCCUCCGAGCCGGCAGCGGAACUGGAGUCCGUGGACCAGAAGCUUCAAGAAACACAUCACUCAAAGUUCCGUGAGGUGGACCGGCAGGAACAGGAAGCCUUGGCUGAAAAGGCGGCGGAAGCGGCCAGUCAAAGAAUCGCACAGGUGGAAACAACAACACGGAGUUCAACCACAGAGGCUCAGGACACUACAACCACGUCGUUGCCGGUGAUUAAAAAGAUCGAACAUGCCGGCGAAAUUGUGACCGAAGCGAUCGCCGAGCGCACGGGACUGCCCACAUGGGGCGUGGUCGCCAUAAUUAUCCUCGUGUUCCUGGUCGUCUUUGGUAUCAUCUUCUUCUGUGUGCGGAGAUUCCUGAAGAAGCGAAGAACCAAAGAUGGAAAGGGUAAGAAGGGUGUCGACAUGAAGUCGGUACAGUUGUUGGGAUCGGCGUACAAAGAGAAAGUUCAGCCUGAUAUGGAGGAACUUACUGAGAAUGCCGAAGAGGGUGACGAGGAGGACAAACAGAGCGAACAGAAGCUUGGCCGUCUCAACUUCAAGCUGGAAUACGACUUCAAUUCCAACAGUCUGGCUGUGACGGUUAUCCAAGCCGAGGAGCUGCCUGCCCUGGACAUGGGCGGCACCUCUGAUCCCUAUGUCAAGGUCUACUUGCUGCCCGACAAGAAGAAGAAGUUUGAGACCAAAGUGCACCGAAAGACGCUCAGUCCGGUCUUCAACGAAACCUUUACCUUCAAGAGUCUACCCUAUGCCGAUGCCAUGAACAAGACGCUCGUGUUUGCCAUUUUUGACUUCGACCGCUUCUCGAAGCACGACCAGAUCGGAGAAGUAAAGGUGCCCCUGUGCACCAUCGACCUGGCCCAGACAAUCGAGGAGUGGCGGGACCUGGUCAGCGUUGAAGGGGAAGGCGGACAGGAAAAGCUUGGGGACAUCUGCUUCUCACUGCGAUACGUGCCGACUGCCGGAAAGCUAACCGUUGUCAUCCUGGAGGCCAAGAACCUUAAGAAGAUGGACGUGGGCGGAUUGUCUGAUCCAUAUGUGAAAAUUGCAAUCAUGCAAAAUGGCAAACGUUUGAAAAAGAAGAAGACAAGUAUCAAAAAAUGCACCCUCAACCCUUACUAUAAUGAGUCGUUCUCAUUUGAAGUACCAUUUGAACAAAUACAAAAAAUAUGUCUUGUUGUAACCGUCGUGGACUACGAUCGUAUCGGCACAUCCGAGCCAAUUGGCCGGUGCAUCCUUGGUUGUAUGGGGACUGGAACCGAGCUCCGCCAUUGGUCCGACAUGUUGGCCUCACCCCGCCGGCCCAUCGCCCAAUGGCACACCCUCAAGGACCCCGAAGAGACCGACGAGAUCCUGAAGAACAUGAAAUAAGGAGCUACCAAAAUAACAGGAUAACAAAGCCAGACUUACAGUACAUCUAUCAAACGUAUAAAAGUAACCAAAGAAAAUUUAUGUGAGCCGUCAAACACAGAAAUCGAAUGCAUUAUCAUCAACUGAUCCUCCUUACCCGGAACGACAAGCAACAAUCAGCGAAAUAUCGUAGUUAAAGCCAAUUGUUCAUUUAUGCAGUUAUCCUCGUAAAAAAAAACAUAAAAACGAUUACAACAUACCUUUAGGUAUCUGAGUUAUAUCUGAGUUAUUGGUUGAACAACAAAUCGAAAACUUCCACAAAAUUUAUAGGAAUUUUCGAAAGUUUAAUCGCUGAACAGUUAUCCGUAAAAAUUUCAAUUGAUUUUCCAUCUAAUCGUACAAAAGUUCUAUUUAAGAUCAAUAAAUUCGUUGUUAUCGCAAAAUAAGGAUUUCAAAAUCACUAUUAAAAUCUCUGUAUACUCAAUCUAUCAACAAAUUUAACGAAAUUUUCUUAAAUAUGUGUCCGAAGAAAACAACAAUAAUUUUUAAAUGUUACUUUUUUUUAAAUUUUAAAUUAGUCUAAAUGAGAAGGAAAUCUUAUUAUUAUGCAGUAUUGUUUUAUUUUUGUUCAGUUGUUGAAGGAUUACUAGAGGAUAAUACUACUGACUAUGGAAUAGUUAAAAGAAGAAAAUAACGCAAAGGUAUCAUACACUGUUAUGUAAAUUUUGUAUUAUGUUUAAACUAUGGAAAAAUUUGAAGUAUCUGUGUAAGUAUAUUUGAAUGAAUAUUUAAAUGAUUUAAAAGUGACAGCCAUAUUAACAGGAGGAAGGAAUAAAAAACAAAAGUAUAAAUUAUAUAUAAAUAUUAUGUAUAACCCUGCAUAGACUAAUAUUACGGAUACACAUAGCUGAAUUAUGAUGAACUAACAAAUUCAGACAUAUAAGUAGAAGGAAAAACCAAAACCAAACCGAAAACUAAAAGCAAAUAAUAAAAGUUAAACUUUAAAGCGUGAUUUCAAUGAAAUAUAUCAUCAGUUUAAACGUUAUAACGAAUUAUAGAACAUUUUUCACCAUAAAUCAGAUUGGAGUUUUGUUGAUUAGCUUAAACUUUAAACGAAAUACAUUCAGCUUAGUUCUCUUAGGCUAUGUACAACAGUUUGCAAUUGGGAAUACAACCUGAAAAAAUAUUUAUUUCAACCUUAACGUUUAGGUUUUCGCUCCUUAGUCUCAAGUCGUAAGGUUUCUACCUCUAUCUAAGAAUUGUUGUUUCGUUUUAACAUUUGAAUUUGAUUAUUUUAAACUCAUAUUAGGAUCUAAUAAAAAUAUACAUACUAACUAAAUGAUUAUGGCAAAUGUUAAAAAGAAAAAGAAAUAUUAAGAACAAUAAUAGUUAUUACUAUUUAUAUUAUAUUCAAGUAUAUGACAUCUAAACAAUAUACAUUUAUACAUAUAUACUUAAAAACAAAACCUUGUGCUACUGCUGCACUGGCUUACUAAGAUUGGAAUUUUUAAAACGGAAAUGCGACGACGAGAACAAAAAAUUCAACCUACCUACAAAAAUUAGCUAUCUAAGCUAAUGCAACUCUCAAGGUAUAACAAAAUUCACAGAUCAUUCCAAAGAAUAUUUCUAUUCCUAUAUGUAUCUAAAGCGAAAAAAGAAAAAGAAGCCAUGAUUUCGGAUUUUUCCAUUUUGAAAGUAUAUGAAAUUAACCUAAUACCUUAGAUGUUUUUGUCCUGUAAAUGGUAUAAUAUAAUGAUAAUGAUAAUGCGUAGUUAUGGAUCUGUGUAUCCCCUGUACACAUACUUACACAGUUGUAGUUAUGUUCACCGAGCAAGAAAAUGCAUAAAAAAAACACAAAAGGGCAAAACUUCAAAAAAGAGAAAACCAAAAAAAAAUAUUUAUGUAAUAUAAUUCAUCUAAAUUUAACAACUCAAAGUGAAAUAACUCUACGGAAGACAGGAAAAUAAGUUAUGCAAAUUAUUAAAAGUAUUGUUCAAUAAAAAUUACAAUUCUUUGCUUUUCCAAGUAAAUACUGUAAAUUAUCUCAAGCCGAAAACCAGAUGCAAAACUAAAAAUAAAUAACAAAAAAAACAUCACAAACGUUCACAUACGUAUGUAUUAAAGAAAGGUAAAUUAUAAAAAAACAAGACCUAUCCACAAAGUAAAAAAAAAUAUGGCAGACAAAAGACGACAAACUAUAUAUACUUGCAUAUUAAACAAAUUAUAUGAAAUUAUAUAAAAGAUGUUGAUUAUUGAUUUAAAUUAAAAAUGAGAAAGUGAAUAAAACAAAUUAUAUAUACACCUAUAUAUAAAAAUAUUAAACCAAACCAAAGAAAAAUUCCAUUUGUGUUUUCCUUCAGUUGGUAUCUUUUUUUAUACAGCAUUACACUGAGCGACAUAACCAGUGCCCUCCCCAAACAAAAACAUGUACAUACACACAGGCACACACCCACAUCCUGACCAGAGAAACACCCACACAAAAACUUGAGAACCCCCAUGCCGACACCCCGACGAACUGACCAAAAAAUAUUAAAAGCAAGUCGAUCAUAUAAAUGUUUUAUAAAGUAUGCAUAUAACUGUAUAUGAUUAACGUACGUCAAAAAUAUCUUAAUAUGUAAUUUUAUUAUUAUUUUCAAAAAUAAAAAUAACUAUUUCUAAAUGCAAGCGGAAAGCAUCGCAAAGCCAUCACAAAAGCACAAAAGAGUAGUUGAAAAAUAAAAAAAAAGUAAGGAAACUGGUAUAAUAAACUAAGAAUCUAAAGUAGGCCCAAAAAUAUAAAAAUCCACGAGUAUGAAACAAGAUACUGUAGCAGUCCAUGUACUUUCAUUUCCUAGAUAUGUAUGUAUGUAAUUUAUAUUUGAUAAAUCUUGCAUUGUGCAUUUAGCAACCAAACAAAUGCAUCGGAACCCAAACUAUCCAUUGAAAAGAAAGCACCAUUGAACAAGAUCAAAAGACACACUAUCGAAUCGAUCAUUCUAACCAAGUCACCACAGAGUUAAUCGCAUAGAUGAAGAACAUGAGGAAGAAUCGAGUAGCAAAUGAGUAACGACAAAUACAUAAGAUAUAGGCAUAUGCAUUAUAGGUAAAAGAAACCCAAGGUAUAGGACAAUGUUUGAUGUUGAAAUGAGUUAGUCUGGCCACAAAGAGUCAGCUUUAUAAGCAUAGAUACGAGCAUACACACAGUUGUACACCAAGCAUCGGGCGACAUUAUACAUAGCCAUCGACAGCACCGCAUAGUAUGAAGAUAAUGUACGGUAUAUAGAUAUAAACAUAACCAAGUGAACACACUCACCACACAUACGCACCCACGGACAUCUCAAGUAGGAUCAGUCAUUUCACCCAGAUGUUUCAGACCCCCUAUCUAUGCCAUUACCAGAAACUCACCCGUGCACAUACACAAAGGAUAAAAUAUAUCAUUUUACGACUCUUCCCAGAGUUUUGUUGUUUACGAUAAACUGUUUAUAGCUGUUUUUUCAAUUUUAAAUAUAUUAUAUUUACUGUAUGGUAAACAAUACGAUAAUAAAUCUAAAGCAAAUCGAAAGAAAUGAAACCAUAUAUACUAUAUGUUUUAAAUGCAAUUACCAGACGAAUCUUAAAUUGAGACUUUGCAAGCAAGGCUCUUUGCAGGCAGAGAACGAAUGAAUAUUAUUGAAUAAACUGCAUAUAUAAAUAUAUACUAUAAUGAAACUGUAUUGAAA